AUGGGCGGCAGCAGCAGCACCUGCAAGGCUGGCUCCCUGAGGGGAGUCUCCGUCCCUGGCGGCAGCAGCGAUCAGAAAUCGCAGGCACAGGAGCAGUGGAACGAGGCGCUGGCCGGCAUCGCGAGGGGCGAGCUGCCGAACCUCGCGCUCGAGGGGCAGCACCUGCGGCCUCAGGCCAUAGCGGAGCUGAGCGAGGCACUCGUGGGCAACGAAAUCGUGAGGGCGGUCGAGCUGGGCAGCAACAAGCUCGGCGACGAGGGUGCUGGCUACCUCGGCAAGAUCCUGGCAAACAACAGCGCAGUCAGGUUCCUGGACCUAAGCAAGAACGGCAUCCGGGACGCGGGCGCCAAGGCGCUGGCGAGCGGCUUGGAGGGCAACAGCGCGCUGUACCACCUGGACCUCACCGGGAACAGGAUCGCGAGCUCCGGGGCGGAGGCCCUGGGGAGGAUGCUGGCCAGCAACUGCACCGUGCGGCAGCUGGCGCUCGAGGGGAACAAGGUGGGCCCCGAGGGCGUGAGGGCGAUGGGCCUGGCCAUCAGGGCGCACCCGUCGCUGAAGAUCCUGUCCGUCCGCCGCUGCGGCAUCGGGGCGGAGGGCGCCAGGCUCCUCGCGGAAGGCUUGGACCAUGCGAACUCCACCCUGACGGAGCUGUCCGCUGGAUUGAACUUCAUCCAGGACAGCGGCGCCAAAGCGUUUGCCAAGAUGGUCGAGGCGAACACCUCCCUGAGGGAGCUCUACAUCGACGAUAACUCCAUCAAGGAUCCUGGCGGACUCGCGAUGGCAGAGUCGCUGAUGCACAACACUGUCCUGCAGACGCUCUGGAUGGUGCGCAACGACCUGGCCUGCGAGACGGUGCGGAAGUUCGCCGACGCCAUCACCCAGAACAGCUCGCUGCGGCGCCUGGGCAUCCCCGGGGGGGGGGCGCCGGUUGGCUGCCUGACUCAUGCUGGACAGGUGCCCAGGCGCACGGACGGCUCCAGGGGCCCCUUUCACUGCAGGCUGCUCUCCGGCGGACGGGCCGGCAAGACCCAGCUGCCCCAGGACGUCAAGGACGCGAUGCAGGCGGCGCGCUACAAGAGACACAGCGACGAACGGAGCGGCUUAAGAAGCAAAGAACCGCUGCCGAAGUUGCCCACUCGCGAGAGCUACAAGGACAGGUCCGCGGGCCGCUUGUCCUGCGGCAAGAUGGCGCAGGGGCAGGCCGAGCCCGCCGAUGUGCUCGCGGCGCCGCCUGAGGUCGCAGACCCCGUGCUCAGCCAGGCGGGGGAGGGCCGCCACGUGCGGUCAGAGAGAGGCUGGCUCUGCACCUCGCGGGGCUGGCGGAAGCUGCCCAAGCUGCCGGAGAAGCCGGCGGCGCCCGAGAAGCCGGCGGCGCCCGACGAAGGAGCCGCAAGCUCCGGCGAGGACGGCGAGCCGGACGACGACCUGGACGACGCGGAGGAGUUCGCCGGGGGUGGCCUCGGGCGAAGGCCGCCGACCUCCCGGGCGCAGAAGGAGGGCGUCUCCAGAACCGAGAGCCCAGUGAGCGUGCGCAGCGGUGCCAGUGCCAUAUCUGGGCGCGACAUGCUGCACACGGUGCUGAUGAUCAAUACAGAUGGCCAGAUAUCCGUGCGAGCCGACGAGGACACCUUUAAGAACGUGCCGCUUAUGCUGCAUAUACUCUCGAUGUGA
Prorocentrum cordatum is the source of this 1671-nucleotide messenger RNA. Lineage: Eukaryota; Dinophyceae; Prorocentrales; Prorocentraceae. The record is from the annotation of a GenBank genome assembly.